CAAAAUCCAAAGCUGCAGUUGUUCCGUCUCGAGUGCUCGGGGAUGCAUGGAGAUUUUGAUUAGCUUGAGUAAAACUUAAAGAUGAAUUGCUCUGAAUUUAAUUUCCAUGGUCCGAUGUCGUCGAUGCUGAACGGCUCGUUCGUCGGUGCGGAGAGCAGUGAUUUGUUUCCUCACCAGAACAGUGAACUGGAGAGAACGUUAUUACUGACAAUCCAGGAGCCAACCACUAUCUCCCUGACCGUAAUGUACUCAUUGUCAUUUUUGGUGGGCUUCAUGGGGAACCUCACGGCGAUUCGGAUGCUCACCAGCCAGAGAAACAGGAGGGUACAGAGCGUCAGUGCUACCAAGAGUUUACUGAUCAACCUGGCUGUCUGUGACCUGAUGGUAGUCUGCAUCUGCAUGCCCAUCACCCUGGGCCAUACCAUCUACACGGCCUGGGUGUAUGGCGAUCUGCUCUGCAGGGCGGUGCCCUUUAUCCAGGCAGUGUCUGUAUCAGCCAGCGUACUCAGCCUAACGGUCAUCAGUGUGAACAGGUACUACAGUGUACACAGCCCACUGAAUGCCCGCUCCUACUUCACCCAAAGAAAGAUCUGCGUUACCAUCGGCGUUGUGUGGAUUCUCAGCUCCAGUAUCUGUUCCCCACUUCUUUUCAUGAUCAAGUUGGAUGAAAUCUGUUUAAUUAACAUUGCAGUUCCUAUCUGCAGAGAGCUGUGGCCACAGAUGAGGCUCAAGCAGGUUUAUAAUGUUCUCCUCUUCAUCAUGCUGUACUGCAUACCUGUGACUUUUAACCUGACCAUCAGUUUCCUUACGGGACGGAAGCUCUGGAGGGCAUCACAGCAUUUCAAUGACUUUGACCCUCACUCGCAGGUGAUGUAUGCUUCGUGUUUGAAGACACGUAAGAAGAUUGCAAAAGUGGUGGUCACCCUGGUCCUGCUGUUCGCAAUCUCCUGGCUGCCCCUGUAUGUGACUGAUAUUUUAAUUGACCACGAGACACAUCCUCCACACUGGAUCCUACAGACCCGACCAUUCGCCCAGUGGUUGGGUCUCACCAACUCUAGCCUCAACCCCAUCUGCUACUGUUUCCUGGGUGAUCUGCACCGCUCUGCCAAGAUAAUCAAAUCCAAGUACCAUCAGCGGAUGCUGUCUCUCCUCAGCACUUCAAGCUCCACCAAGGUACCAAGACUGCUCCUUUUUAAGCGGCAGACAUCCAGCCAGAGGCAGGAGACUGGAGCUCAGGUGUCUGAGGAAACACUGUCAGAUUGGUGUUCUCACACAAGUGUAGGGGACUUUAACCAGAUGCUGUCCCUACAAAGCCUUUCUGAGAGGAUAGAGUCUCGAAGCAUACCUGAUCUCAACAACCUGUCUAUAGAGAACUUCUCACAACCUGUGGUAUAACACGGCUGAAGGUUCCUCUUCGACUUUGAAUUAAGCCCCUGAUGCUGGAUUUGUGAGGAGGUUUUGAUGUUAGCAUGAUUAACUAAAAGCGUUACCUGUAAUUACUUUGCUCCCGUCUCACACUUUAAUUGUUAAAAAAUGGAAAACUGUCAUUGUGCAUUGAACAUGAAUUAUGAUUUGGCGACAUGUAAUUUAAACUCAUCAUCUUCUCAUGCCACUACAGACACAACUGUGCAUAAAUGACUAAUUAAUUUUAGUCAAAAGAGAGCAAGCUAAGACUACAAUAUUUAACAAUAUCUUAAACGCUACAAUAGGGUUCCAGUCAGUGUAAGCUAACCCAUUAGUUGUAAACAGAA
Messenger RNA from Tachysurus vachellii, 1751 nucleotides. Its product is annotated as neuropeptide FF receptor 2. The record is from RefSeq and is a predicted model, not a curated record. Gene Ontology annotation, molecular function: G protein-coupled receptor activity; peptide binding. Gene Ontology annotation, cellular component: membrane. The coding region runs from base 82 to 1395 and encodes 437 amino acids. The transcript has a single exon. Gene Ontology annotation, biological process: neuropeptide signaling pathway. NCBI's taxonomy places the organism in Eukaryota, Metazoa, Chordata, Actinopteri, Siluriformes, Bagridae.